UCACCUGGUCCCAGGUGAGACCCCAGGGAGCUCCCGACUACGCUCCGGGAUCUGUGCACCCUUGCAGUCGCAGCCAUGAGUAAGUUGGGCAAGUUUUUUAAAGGGAGUCGCUCGUCUAAGAGCAGAGCCGCUCCCAGCCCCCAAGAGGCCCUGAUGAGACUUCGGGAGACCGAGGAGAUGCUGAGCAAGAAGCAAGAGUACCUGGAAAAUCGGAUCCAGAGAGAGCUCAGCCUGGCCAAAAAGCACGGUUCCCAAAAUAAGAGAGCUGCAUUACAGGCACUCAAGAGAAAGAAGAGGCUUGAGAAGCAGCUCACUCAGAUUGAUGGCACACUCUCCACCAUUGAGUUCCAGAGAGAAGCCCUGGAAAACUCACACACCAACACUGAGGUGCUAAGGAAUAUGGGCUUGGCGGCCAAAGCCAUGAAAUCAAUUCACGAGAACAUGGAUCUGAACAAAAUAGAUGAUUUGAUGCAAGAGAUUACAGAACAACAGGAUAUUGCCCAAGAAAUCUCAGAGGCAUUUUCUCAGCGGACUGGAUUCGGUGAUGAAUUUGAUGAGGAUGAGUUGAUGGCAGAACUCGAGGAACUGGAGCAGGAGGAAUUAAAUAAGAAGAUGACAAGUAUGCGACUUCCAAAGGUGCCUUCCUCCUCCCUCCCAGCACAGCCAGCUAGAACACCAACCAUGGCCUCUGCACACCAGCCCCGAGCAGCCUCUUCCCGGAGGAGGGCAGAAGAUGACGACGAUGAUAUCAAACAUUUGGCAGCUUGGGCUACUUAA
Suncus etruscus (white-toothed pygmy shrew) is the source of this 777-nucleotide messenger RNA. It is a transcript of the gene CHMP4C, whose product is annotated as charged multivesicular body protein 4C. The transcript has 5 exons. The record is from RefSeq and is a predicted model, not a curated record. Lineage: Eukaryota; Metazoa; Chordata; Mammalia; Eulipotyphla; Soricidae. Bases 76 to 777 code for a protein of 233 amino acids. Gene Ontology annotation, biological process: late endosome to vacuole transport via multivesicular body sorting pathway; vesicle budding from membrane. Gene Ontology annotation, cellular component: multivesicular body; cytoplasmic side of plasma membrane; ESCRT III complex.